CGCUUUGCUUGCUUUUCUGACAGUAGUAUUAGAUAGGAAAAGGACGACUGUUGAACAUUAUUUUAAUCUUUGUUAAUAAGUAACUGAUUUUGAUCCCACGAUGGACGAUUUACAGAAUUAUAAACUGCAGCUUCAACAGGUAGAAGCUGCACUUACUACGGAUCCUAGUAAUGAAGAACUUCUUAAACUAAAAAUUGAUCUUGAAGAAGUAAUAGAGUUGACACAUGAUUUAAUUAAAUCACAACAACAAGAAAAAAGGCAAGCCAAUGGUAUGGAUGCUAAAGAUCCUAUUUUACUUGCAGUUUUGGCUAAUAAGUGGAAGGUUGGUGAUCAGUGCAUGGCACCUUGGAGUGAAGAUGGCAAAUAUUAUGAGGCAACCAUAGAUGCAAUAAGUGAAGAUGGUGUUGUUAAUAUAACUUUUAAUGAAUAUAAAAAUACAGAUGUCACUAUGCUUAGUCAGUUAAAGUCUGUAGCUAAAAGGCCAGCAUCAGAUUGGGCAGAUCAAAAAUCAAAGAAAAGAAAAAUGCAAGCCGCUGCAGUAGCAGGCUCAGAUCCUAAUAAACAAAGGGAAUAUUUAAAGAAAAAGAAACAAAGAAAACUCCAACGAUUUAAAGAACUUGAAGAGGAACGUGAAAUGGAAAAAAAUAAAUGGCUAGCAUUUACAAAUAAGUCUUCAAAAAAAGGUGUAAUUAAAAAAAGUAUAUUUGCAACGCCAGAAAAUGUGAAUGGUCGAGUCGGAAUUGGUACUUGUGGCGUAAGCGGUCGAGAAAUGACUAAAUUUAGUAAUGGUGAAAAAUGGAGAAGAGGAGCAUGAAUGCUAUUGUAAAUAUGAAAUUUAAUAUUUCGUGAGAUAGAACUAUCGAUUAUUGUUAUUAUUACACUGAAUUCAGUUUUGAAAAAGCUGAACAUGUAUGUUUUGUGUUGCAAGAAUGUUUCUGAAUAUAUGAAUGAAGUGUGUUUAGCGGUAUUCAUAGAUUGUACGUAGGUAUUAUCUUAUGAAUGAACAAUGACCUCAAGUAUCUGGAAGGUAUUUGGAUUUUCUACCUUUAUGAAAUGAAUGAUUGACGUGAAUGAGUGUAUUUCUAGAUCAAUACAUUUAUGUGGAUAUGAUUUGUUUAUAAUCUGUAAUGAAUAUGAAUAAAUGUAUAUUUUAAAGUCAGAUAAUGAAA
This is a messenger RNA of Apis laboriosa (Himalayan honeybee), 1169 nucleotides long. RefSeq names its product survival of motor neuron-related-splicing factor 30 (gene Spf30). Gene Ontology annotation, molecular function: RNA binding. The transcript has 6 exons. Gene Ontology annotation, biological process: regulation of alternative mRNA splicing, via spliceosome; mRNA processing. The record is from RefSeq and is a predicted model, not a curated record. The coding region runs from base 101 to 814 and encodes 237 amino acids. Gene Ontology annotation, cellular component: precatalytic spliceosome; nucleus; cytoplasm. Lineage: Eukaryota; Metazoa; Arthropoda; Insecta; Hymenoptera; Apidae.